CCUAAAUCUAGACAAUUUUCGGACAAUGGAAAAUUCGCUCAUCAUCGACUCGGUGAUCCAAGAGAUGGAGCACGCGUUCGAUCUCACUAAAAAGCUUCAGUCCCUCAUCGAGCUUGGCAGCUGCAGUGAUAGGCUGAAAGAACUCGUGAGGGUCCUCGAGGAUGAUCUACAGCAGAUAGUGAGGUCUCGGAAGAAGGAUGUCAAACCACAGAAGAAACGCAUGGCUUCGCUUGAUGUCCCGAUCCGAGUCGAUCGAAGAAGCCUCUCUGUUCGAAGAGAAAUCACAGCAACACCUUUUGAUCAUGAUCACCAGUGGAGAAAGUACGGGGAAAAGAAGAUCACUGGCUGCAUCUUUAGCAGGAGCUACUACAGGUGCACUUACAGCGAGGAUCAAGGAUGCACAGCGAAAAUGCAAGUGCAACGACAGACCCCAUCGUUGUUUCUCGUCACUCACGCAGGACGACACAGGUGCAAAACUUCCUCCUCGAGAACUGAUGACGAUGACACAGUCAAGCCUUCGGCUUCUCAUAUCACAGUCGAGCCAUUCCUGCUGCGUUUUGAUUCAGGAGAUCAUUAUAAGAUGGAAGAGAAUAAGAGUUAUGUGAGGAAAGAUAUGGUUCAGACAUCGUCGGGGAAGCUGGAAUCAGCAGAUCCCACAUUCCAUGAAUCUAUGGAGAGCUCCUCGGCGAUCGGCGGCAUCGAUUCAUUGAGCUCAGUUGCGUUGGACAUGGAUUUCUCAGUAUUCGAUUUUGAUGACAAAGAGUACUAGUUUUUGUAGGUAUUAGGAGAAGCACCAGCCUCGUCUAAUCGAUCGAUAGGUUCUGCAAUAAAUUUAGGAUGUUAGCAUGAGGAGAAAAUCAAGACAUAGUUCAAUAUCUGGUGUUGAAUCGAAGAUAAUGAUCUUCUAAAUUGUCUGCUUUUCUAAUGUUGGCAAGUGAAAGAUGAUGCUUGAAUCUAUCAAUGUAUAGGUUGAGAGAAAAUAGAAGAUUGAGAGAAAAUAGAAGAUUGAUGCAAAUCAUCGAAAGAAAAGAAGAUCAAAGGGUAUUAAAGAUUCUAUAAA
Musa acuminata subsp. malaccensis (wild Malaysian banana) is the source of this 1060-nucleotide messenger RNA. RefSeq names its product probable WRKY transcription factor 70. NCBI's taxonomy places the organism in Eukaryota, Viridiplantae, Streptophyta, Magnoliopsida, Zingiberales, Musaceae. Gene Ontology annotation, molecular function: sequence-specific DNA binding; DNA-binding transcription factor activity. Gene Ontology annotation, biological process: regulation of DNA-templated transcription. The record is from RefSeq and is a predicted model, not a curated record.